Rubroshorea leprosula is the source of this 1215-nucleotide messenger RNA. The record is from the annotation of a GenBank genome assembly. NCBI's taxonomy places the organism in Eukaryota, Viridiplantae, Streptophyta, Magnoliopsida, Malvales, Dipterocarpaceae.
CCGAAACUAGCUCCAACCACCAGUGUCGGUUCUUCCAUAACUGCCAAUCAAACAAGGACGAAGCAAAACUUCCUCUAUCUUUAUCAACCAUUUUUCUUUGUUUUGUUCUCCUGUACAAUUUUUUGAUUGGCCCUCUGCUUAUAAUGUGGAAAUUGCCUUAUUUCUUUUCCGUGGUUAUGAAAAAAAACGUUCUUUCUUCGUAGUUUAAAGCUAUUGGACAUGGAUGAGAGACUUCUCCAUGAAAGAAAAGAGAACUUGAGGGUGAGAGUAUGGGAGGAAUCAAAGAAGAUAUGGAGGGUUGCAUUUCCUGCCAUGUUAGCUCUAGUAUCGGGCUUUGGAACACUCAAGCGUUCAUCGGACACAUCAGUGAGGUUGAGCUUUGCAGCCUAUGCCCUUAUACUGAUCAUCACUGUCCGAUUCGCAAAUGGAAUAUUGGUCUUGAAUGAAGCAAAAUCAUCUGGAGAAUCGCUUUUUUCGGAAUAAUCUCCAAAGUCACCUACUUCGGCCUCAUCGUUGUCACUCAAUCCUUCCUCGGUCAUGUUGGUGAAGUCGAACUUGCUACCUUCGCCUUCGUCCAGAGCAUUUUCGUUCGCUUCAUCAAUGGAAUUCUCGUUGGCAUGUCAAGUGCCACUGAAACCCUCUGCAGCCAAGCGUUCGGCGCCGGACACUACCACAUGAUGGGAAUCUACUUGCUGAGGUCAUGGAUUGUUAACAGAUUAGUCGCCGCACUGACGAUUCCGUUCUUCAUAUUUGCCACGCCAAUCCUGAGACUAAUCGAUGAGGAGGAAGAGAUAGCGGUGGCGGCAGGGCCGAUCUCGCUCUGGUUCAUACCCUUUCUCUACAAUUUUGUCUUCGGACUGACAAUCCAAAUGUACUUGCAAGCGCAGAUGAAGAACAUGAUCAUUGGCUGGCUCUCCACCGUCUCCUACUUUCUUCAUCUGUUGCUCUCAUGGAUCUUCGUUUAUAAGCUUGACUGGGGGGCCAACGGAGCAAUGGCCGCCUUGAAUAUCUCCUGCUGGUCAAUGGUUAUCGGCGAGUUCAUCUACAUAUUUGGAGGGUGGUGUCCGAAUACAAGGAAUGGGUUCAGCAAAGCUGCGUUCUAUGACAUUCUCCCAGUUGUCAAGCUCUCCAUAUCCUCUGGGUUCAUGGUGUGGUAAUUUACUCCAAAGUUUACGUUUCUUCUUUUCCUUUUUCCGCUUUAAUGGUAAAUUACGA